UCUGACUGACAUGACGGAUCCUCCAAGAAGCCUAGGCCCACCAGCCAAAGCAGCCAUGAGCUCCAGCCGCCCUGAGCCGAGUGCCCGGGUACCCCUAAGCCCCCAACUGCAACCCCUGUCCCGGAGCUCAUCCAGCCUGCUGGGUGAUGGCCGAGGACAGAGGCCAGAGCUCCGGAAGAGUGCCAGCAGCACUGUGUGGCAGGCCCAGACAGAUGAAGACAGCACUGGUUCCCAGGCCCCAGAGGAAGAGGCAUGCCCAGCCAAGAUCAUGGAGCCAACACAGGCCUCCAGCCCCCAGCCACAGCCUGGUGCCGGGGGCCACUGGCGGAGUAACACUGUAGGCAACGUGUCCACUAUGGGCAGUGGUGACCUAUGUCGUCUGCGGGCCCCUGGUGCUGCUGCUGUGCAGAGGAGCCACUCAGACCUGGUCCAUAGCAUCCAGAUGCGGGGUCACAGCAGUGCUCGGAAGGCCAGCCUCAGCUGUGUGGUGCUUGGCAGCUCCCCAGUCCACAGGGCUCACUUGCAGCCUGGCAGUACUUCUGACCAGGGUGGCCAGUUCCCUGCAACCCUGGAAAGGGACCUGGCUCCAGAGGAUGGAGCUUCUAACUCAGCGUGGAUGCGGGGGGAGAGUCAGGUUGGAGUGCUGCCGCUAGACCCCGAGGGCACAACUACUGACAGCAGCAGUCCUGUGCCUGGGCCCAAAGACACCGGGCAGCCGGCCACCACCUCCUGCCAUGCUUUGCCCCCAGCAGCUCUACUCUGCGAUAUGAGUAAGGAGGGAGCUGGCAGCUGCUAUCAUGCCCUGCCUGCCACAGGGAUCCUGGCUUUUCCCAAACUAGUCGCAUCAGUGAGCGAGUCUGGGCUACAGGCUCAGCAUGGGGUGAAGUUUCACUGUAGGUUGCCUGGGGGACUCCCUGGGCACUCUUGCUGUGCCCACCCUUGGGGUCCCACAGAGCCUAGCUCUAGGACCAAAGAUGUGUGGACCAUGACCUCAGCCAGUGACUUGGCCCCUGUGGUGGCAUCCCCUCCAUCAGCCCAGGACGCUGGUGUGCAGGCAGCCCCAGAGGCAGCCUGCAGAGAUGUGGCCACCAGCCCAUCCAUGGAAGCGCCUAUUGGCCUGCACAUGUUCCCAGAGGUGAUGCUGGGGUCCAGCUUGGAGGAGUCGCCAUCCCCUGUGCGGGAUGUCCGAUGGGAUGCUGAAGGCAUGACAUGGGAGGUGUAUGGAGCCUCGGUGGACCCCGAGGUGCUUGGUGUGGCCAUCCAGAAGCACCUGGAGAUGCAGUUUGAACAGCUGCAGCGGGCACCUGCCAGUGAGGACAGCCUGUCUGUGGAGGGCCGCAGGGGGCCACUGCGGGCUGUCAUGCAGUCCCUGCGGCGUCCCAGCUGCUGUGGCUGCUCCACUGCAGCCCCCGAGUGA
Otolemur garnettii (small-eared galago) is the source of this 1417-nucleotide messenger RNA. RefSeq names its product G protein regulated inducer of neurite outgrowth 2 (gene GPRIN2). The transcript has 2 exons. Gene Ontology annotation, cellular component: plasma membrane. Bases 11 to 1417 code for a protein of 468 amino acids. Gene Ontology annotation, biological process: neuron projection development. The record is from RefSeq and is a predicted model, not a curated record. Lineage: Eukaryota; Metazoa; Chordata; Mammalia; Primates; Galagidae.